Wyeomyia smithii (pitcher-plant mosquito) is the source of this 899-nucleotide messenger RNA. RefSeq names its product ribosome biogenesis protein SLX9 homolog. Gene Ontology annotation, biological process: maturation of SSU-rRNA from tricistronic rRNA transcript (SSU-rRNA, 5.8S rRNA, LSU-rRNA). Lineage: Eukaryota; Metazoa; Arthropoda; Insecta; Diptera; Culicidae. The transcript has a single exon. Bases 170 to 862 code for a protein of 230 amino acids. Gene Ontology annotation, cellular component: nucleolus; preribosome, small subunit precursor; 90S preribosome. The record is from RefSeq and is a predicted model, not a curated record.
CUUGCUGUCGCUGUGCUAAACCUCUGUAAACAAAUUAUAGUUGAAGUAUUAAUUUGCUCCAUUCGCUCCAUUACACACAGUUUUGCUAGUAAACUUUAUUACUGAAAUGAAAACAAUAAACAAAUUUGACAUAAAGUAGCGUGAGAGUGAGUGAUAGAUAAUCUUAACCAUGGGAAGGCUGAACAAAAAGCUAGUUCAAGUAAAAUCUAAACUCCUAAAAGAAAAGAAUGUUGAGCAUAAAAUUGUACCUGGACCAUUUCCAAUAUAUCGGUCAACACCGGUACAGUUGAAUGGACCGGAACCGGAGAGUUUUAAAAUUCCAACCGCAACUAAAGGCACUGGUCAGUUCCUAACCGAGGUAAAACAGUCACCACUAAAAACUAUUGAUAUAGAAGAUGACAAAUCGGAAAAGUGUAAGAAACUGCGAAAGUUGGCCAUUAGUCGCCUGAAUAAAAAGGAUAAGAAAAAAUUCCGUAAAGAGGAGCUCUUGAACAAAAUCAAACUCACCCAGGCAUCUUUCAAGGAGGAUAAAGAAAAAAAGAAACGAGAAAAAACGGUUGUUACUGGAGAUAUGCGACCGCUUUUGGAUGCUCUUCCAUCUUUGGAUUCGUUGAUAAAACUUAAAGCAACAAACACAAUCAAAACCGGAGUUCCAGAGUACGAACGAGGAUUCUCUAGAAAAAAUCGACGGGGCCGGUUCGAACCAGCAGCAAAACAACGAACACCUAAAAUUCAACAGUACAAUAGACUGAACCAGGUGUUGAAUUCAAAACAGUUUAAGAAAAAUCCCAAGAAAAUGAUUGCCGAGUAUAUACGAAACACAAGAAGAGAACAGCAACAGUUACUAUUUGAGAAUUUUUAAAUUAUGUUAUUCCAUGAUAAUAAAAAUGAUCUUUAUA